UUUCAAAAAGGUUGGUGACCCCUGCCUUAAACUAAUAAUUAUUUAGCCUAAGCCCCGUGUCAACCACAGUAAACCAUCAUUUAAGGUCCCCCUCUUUGGAUAACUUUUUACACGGGUAAGUGCGCCGUGUAUUUCUUGAAUCUCCGGCUCUUAGCUUAUUAUGGACUCAUUGAUCGUUUACAAACUGAGUUUGUUAUUUUCAAUCCGAGACUCCAUUAACGUCUUCCACAUGAAACACUUGUUGUCUCAUGCUGUUUCCUUAAUUCCGUCACAUAUUAAUUGCCCCCCCCCCCAACAAUGUGACCAAACUGUGUCGGCGCAAGCGCAUGCCGCUACGCAGUCCUCAAUGAGCCCCGCGGAGCGUGCCUCGGGACAAGCCCACGGGCGCUCAUAUUCUGCUGCAGCCGGUGGCUGCAAUCAUGCAACAAUCAGCACACCUGAAGCUGAUAACCAGACCUGCCGUCAUAAGCCUGCGCAACCUGCUGUCCCGUGCCAGAACGUAGUCAUCUGUUCCUGCACAGUAAGCCGACAAGUCAAGCUCUAUGCGCACUCUUUGCUCUCUGUGUUUUCUCUCCCGUCGUGUUCAUUGUCUCGUGUCCUCCUUGUUGUCCCUGCAGCCUGCCUCCGUUCCCACGUUACGAGCUGUGUGUCUCGUCUUCCCGCGUUCCCUCUGCUUCCCUGCCUGCUUCUUGGAUCUCAACCUCCCGCGUGGACACGGACACUGACGCCUCGCAAUCGCCCCCGACUUCCUGCCUGCUCACGAUUGGACAUCCUCCACUCACGGUAACACUCAGCAGGAUGGAGCAGCAGACCUUUAGGAAGAAGAACAUGGACGUUUGUCUACGCAGACUGAAGCAGGAGCUGGUGUCCAUGAAAGAGGCAGGAGAUGGUCUCCACGCUCAGAUGAAUUCGAUGAUGGGAGCCCUCCAGGAACUCAAGCUCCUUCAGGUCCAGACCACUCUGGAAAGCCUCAGCCUGUCAGCUCGGCCUGUCCUAAGAGGUGGAAUCCAUCACCGGGACACACCAGUUUCCGGCACGACGUCUACAAGCGCUUCAGUCGGGGAUCACAGGUUGUCUGACACACUCAGCCUGAGUCCGGACACUUCCAUGGAGUUCGGGGCCACGUUUUCCAGAGAUGGACAAAGUAGAUACAGCAGUGAAGAGACUUUGUCUUCUGGAUCCAGUCUGGAGUUGGACAGAGUAACACAAAGCGAGAAUAACCAGGAGGCGUUACCAAGGAGGUGGUCAGGCUACAUGGCACCACAGGUGGACUUCUAUGGGCCAGUGGUGGGGACACCUCCACCAGAACCAUACGUCCAAUCCCAGGCUCCUCCGCGUUCACAGGUGGUGGAUCUGCCAAACAUCCUCAACAGACUCUCCAGGGAAGGUCCAUCAUUGGACAACAACUACUCCCAGGACGGUGUUGAUGAUGCCGGCGACUGGACUUCCUCGCUCAUGAGCCGCACUCGCAACCGCCAACCUUUAGUGCUUGGAGACAACAUCUUUGCCGACCUCGUAGGCAAUUGGCUGGACUUGCCAGAGGUAGAGACGGAUGUGGGGAAGGAGGAGACGAGGAUGAGGAGGGAGGUGGAGAUGGCAGACGAAAGCUCCGACAUACCAGACGCUCCGGCUCACCCACUCCGUCUUAGCCGCUCUCAGGAAAUCUGCCGGAAGUUCUCGCUCACCACAAACAUCUUCAAGAAGUUCUUCCGCAGCGUUCGACCAGACCGGGACAAGCUGCUGAAGGAAAGGCCCGGCUGGAUGUUGCCUGAGCUCCCAGAGGGCGACUUCUUUAAACGGCCCAGAAAGAUGGCUUCCAAAAGCAGUCAGAAAGGAAGCUUCUACUUGCCGUUCUGGGCUAACAACGGACCACAGUGUAAAGAGCGGUUGGGUCACACUGAAACUCUGACAGAACAAAAUCACUUCCACCACGUCCACGACAAACCUUUCGCAGGGAUUUACUUAGACCGCAGACAGCCAGAGACUAGUUUGAGGAAAGUGCAGCCAUUGUUUGACAACAACAAAGCUGUGUGGGUUUGACGGACCAGCCUGGACCAGGAGCGAACUUCACAGCCACAACAUCUAGACCCUGCAGAUCAUCAGGGCAAUGUUUCUAUCUGACAAUCCUAAAACCAUAAACCAGGGAGUGUUAAAGACAUUUUUGUACCAGCCAAAGUUUCUCUGACUGGAACAUCUGACAUGGUACUUCAAGGACUCUUACCAAACCGUACUGUCAGUGUACGCACAAACAUUCUAUUCGGGUCCAACACAAGCUCAAGUCUACCAGCUAAUCCCCUCAGCAUGUCGGUAGAAAGAAAGUGUUUGGUUAAGGACCUACAUUCAAACCUAAAGGUGAUUGGAUGACGGUUGUUUGGGUCGUAUCCAUUAUCCAAUCAGAUCAACUCGUUAAAGAGUACAAGGUGCUAGCUUUUGACAAGUAGCUUUUUCUCCAUCGAUGCUAUCCUCUCUAAGUAACCAUAUCGGGAGAUUCUCUGCAGAUAAUUUUACUUCCCCACGUAAUUCUGCCUUACAGAAAACUGGAAAAUUGGACAUUUCUUACCUCAGACUAUAAAAAGAACCCGAGAUCAGAGUUGCUACUAGAAAACUCGGGUGUAGAAAUGGGCAACUAUGGCCAAUAAUGUUGUAAAAGAUACUUUUAAUGUUUUUAACUCCAUGCAAGGGAAGUGGCCCAACAUCUACUCCACAUUGUUUGCUGAAUUUUAAAGACUGCCAAAACAAAGUAAGAUAGCGAUGGUCAGCCAUGUUUUUUUUUUUGUUUACUUUGGCCAGGACUACUAUAAGAAAUGCCUCCUGGUCAAAAAGUACGGUUAGAAACAUGUAGCAACCGCGCCUCAAGGGAUGUAAACAAACUAAGAUAGCGAUGGUCAACCAUGUUUUUUUUUCGUUACUUUGGCCAGGACUACUUUGAGGAUGAGGCCUGGUAAGGUCUGAGAGUGAUAUCUGGGUAUAAGAAAUGCCUCCUGGUCAAAAAGUAUGGUUAGGAACAUGUAGCAACCGAGCUCCAGGGGAUGUAAACAAACUAAGAUAGCGAUGGUCAACCAUGGUUUUUUUUGUUACUUUGGCCAGGACUACUUCGAGGAUGAGGCCUGGUAAGGUCUGAGAGUGAUAUCUGGGUAUAAGAGAUGCAUCCUGGUCAAAAAGUAUGGUUAGGAACAUGUAGCAACCGAGCUCCAGGGGAUGUAAACAAACUAAAAUAGCGAUGAUCAACCAUGUUUUUUUUCAUUACUUUGGCCAGGACUACUUUGAGGAUGAGGCCUGGUAAGGUCUAAGAGUGAUAUCUGGGUAUAAAAAAUGCCUCCUGGUCAAAAAGUAUGGUUAGGAACAUGUAGCAACCGAGCUCCAGGGGAUGUAAAUAAACUAAGAUAGCGAUGGUCAACCAUGUUUUUUUCGUUACUUUGGCCAGGACUACUUUGACGAUGAGGCCUGGUAAGGUCUAAGAGUGAUAUCUGGGUAUAAGAAAUGCCUCCUGGUCAAAAAGUACGGUUAGGAACAUGUAGCAACCAAGCUCCAAGGGAUGUAAACAAACUAAGAUAGCGAUGGUCAACCAUGUUUUUUUUCAUUACUAAGGCCAGGACUACUUUGACGAUGAGGCCUGGUAAGGUCUGAGAGUGAUAUCUGGGUAUAAGAGAUGCAUCCUGAUCAAAAAGUACGGUUAGGAACAUGUAGCAACCGAGCUCCAAGGGAUGUAAACAAAGACCCAAAACUGCUGCUUUGACCAAAACGCUAAUUGCUAAUGUCUUUGGAGGCUACUAGCUCGUCAAAGGACAGCAAUAGAGUGCAUGACUAGAUCCCUUCCAGCAGAAGCCGCACGUUCAACUUGUUUGUGUUUUUUGUUAGCCUGCUGUCGUGUCACAUAUUCCUAAUGGCACACACACACACGAGUGGACUGUCACUCCACAUGGGCUGUUGGCACGCAGGAGUGGGGGUGGGGGGUAAACAUGGCAGAACCAACCAUUGACUGCCAUCUGCUAGUAAAAAUACUUGUAAAAAAACAACAACAACAUGACCCUUUGUGUACAUAUUUGCCAUCAACAGCUAUUGAACACGACACUAAAGACCAGAUCUUUUUCACACUUUAGCGUUAUUGUCUCAACACCGCCAGCACUCGGACCACCGAAUACGUAAGACAAUCUGACGCACUCGUCAUCUAAGUUAUUCUUAUUUUCCAACUGACCAAUCAGAGUAGCCAAGAAAGAUUAGGAGCGUCUUAUGGUGGCUCAGUCUCAGGGUCCAGAGCCCUACGUCACACACACUUCCCUUCACAAGGACCACUUUUUAACACACGCCAAAAUAAUUGUUGUUUUUUUUACGUCCUCAAGGUGUGCUUGUUGGGUUUUUUUUAUUCGUCAGUUAUGCAAAUUGUUACUGGAGAUUCUGUCAUGUGUUUUGUAAACUCUUUUGAAUACAAUAAACCUGCUUUCGGA
Molecule: messenger RNA, 4445 nt
Organism: Entelurus aequoreus (snake pipefish)
Lineage: Eukaryota; Metazoa; Chordata; Actinopteri; Syngnathiformes; Syngnathidae
Gene: inka2
Product: inka box actin regulator 2
Exons: 3
Coding region: 799-2040 (413 amino acids)
Cellular component (GO): nucleus
Molecular function (GO): protein serine/threonine kinase inhibitor activity; protein kinase binding
Source: RefSeq, a predicted model, not a curated record